AUGAGAAUAGACACAUUUUGUGUCUCCGCUUUUGCUUCUAUACAUUCUCCUUUUCCUAACCCUAAGGGUGCAGUUUUGCAAGAUUGGAAACUUCGGAAGCACGCGUUGAGCUUGAGGCUCACGCCGUUUCCUUGGACUUCGAGUUGCAGGAAGAAGAGGACGACUUUCAUAUGUGCAGCCAAUCAAGAAGCUGAGGAUGCUUUUAAGAAGACUGUUGAAAUUGAUAGGCUCAUAGAUAUGCUCAGAGAUGCUAAUCCUCGCGAACUUCAGAAACUUGUUGUUGAAAACAUUCUUGCUUUCAAUCCAAGCUUUUGGGUUCGUCUAGCGGCGAGGACUGAUACUUGCAAGUCCGAGGAUGAUAAAAAAGAUUAUGAAGAAUUGGCUGCAUCGGUCAUGAGUGUGGUGGAUUGUGUGGUGCAUAAGACUAAUGAGAAGAUAGAGUCUUCCACGGAUGUCUUGAAAGGAGUACUAAAACCUGUUAUAGAUGAGGAAGGAGAGAUUCCAUGGCCUCCCAGAGAUCCCCAGGCCGUAACGUUGAUGGAAAAGGUGUGUACUGAAAUAAGUCAAAGGGAACAAGAAGGACAACUGGAUGAAGGGUUCCUUGCUGAAGUUAAUGCACAGCUACGACAAGCAAAGGAAGAUGGUGAUAAGCCUGGACUGGAGGCUAUGUUGCGAAAGGUCUUGCAGCUCUAUGCUUCCAAAGUUCUCUCAAAACGUAGUUAUGCCAUUAAAGCACCUGAACAAGAAUGGAACAAUAUCUUGAUCAAUGGAUUGACAAUUGGUGCUGGGGAUAUUUCAGCCGAGGAGCUCUUCGCUGUCUUAAAAAAACGAAGAGAACGCGUUUUGAUUCGAACUGUGAGACAAAGCAAUGUUUUUAUUCAUGUGGUUAUUGUUCCUUUGCAAGUCCUCUACGUAACUUAUGUUGUUCCUUUGAUUUAUCCAUGUUCUUUCUCCUCACUGCGUGCUGCUCAAAAACAAAGGAGGGAGGCUCUUACCGACAGCGGGUUCUGA
Molecule: messenger RNA, 1011 nt
Organism: Sphenostylis stenocarpa
Lineage: Eukaryota; Viridiplantae; Streptophyta; Magnoliopsida; Fabales; Fabaceae
Source: the annotation of a GenBank genome assembly